Messenger RNA from Aureobasidium subglaciale EXF-2481, 660 nucleotides. RefSeq lists its product as uncharacterized. The coding region runs from base 1 to 660 and encodes 219 amino acids. Gene Ontology annotation, molecular function: box H/ACA snoRNA binding. Gene Ontology annotation, cellular component: nucleolus; box H/ACA snoRNP complex. Lineage: Eukaryota; Fungi; Ascomycota; Dothideomycetes; Dothideales; Saccotheciaceae. Gene Ontology annotation, biological process: snRNA pseudouridine synthesis; rRNA pseudouridine synthesis; ribosome biogenesis. The transcript has 2 exons. The record is from RefSeq and is a predicted model, not a curated record.
AUGGCAAAAGACAGAGUAGAAAAGAAGGAAAAGAAGGAGAAGCGUAAGAGUGUCGAUGCAAGCGGUGUCAAGAAAGAGAAGAAGAGUCGCAAGAGCGACGUGACCGCCGUGCUCAACGAGAUCGAGGAUGCCGCCCCUGGUGCCGUCGCUGUCGAUGCCGACGGUGAUGUUAUUGUCGAUGCCGAUGUUGUCGCCGAGUCUGCCGCCAUCCCCAUUGGCGCUCUGGUUCCCUUCGCCAACCCUCUGUGCGACGAGAAGGCCACCAAGAAGGUCCUGAAGACUGUCAAGAAGGCCGCAAAGCAAAAGUGCCUCAAGCGUGGUGUCAAGGAAGUCGUCAAGGCCGUCCGCAAGACCACACCCGCCGACCCUGCCACAGCCCAAGUCGCCGCCCCUGCCAUUGUCGUCCUCGCCGCCGACAUCAGCCCCAUGGACGUCAUCAGCCACAUCCCCGUCCUCUGCGAGGACCACAACAUCCCUUACGUCUUCUUGCCGUCGCGCGCCGAGCUCGGUGCCGCUGGCAGCACCAAGCGCCCCACUUCCGUCGUCAUGGUCACUCCUACCGCCGGCAAGAAGGGCGAGGAGAAGGAUGACGAGUGGGAUGAGGCCUACAAGGAGCUCAACAAGUUGGUCGUCAAGCAGGGUCAGCACGUCAAGGUCUAG